This is a messenger RNA of Carassius auratus (goldfish), 4205 nucleotides long. Its product is annotated as antigen WC1.1-like. Gene Ontology annotation, molecular function: serine-type endopeptidase activity. Gene Ontology annotation, cellular component: plasma membrane. Bases 2184 to 3893 code for a protein of 569 amino acids. NCBI's taxonomy places the organism in Eukaryota, Metazoa, Chordata, Actinopteri, Cypriniformes, Cyprinidae. The transcript has 15 exons. Gene Ontology annotation, biological process: zymogen activation. The record is from RefSeq and is a predicted model, not a curated record.
GCAGGUCAUGGAUGCUUAGCAACGGCAGACGCCUCAUGAGCGUAACUGCCCGAGCGCUUUGGAAAGAAGGAAAAAGCCGUGUGCCUAGCGUUUUCCAUGCGUUUUUAAGCGCGAUAUGUGAAAGGCCCCUUACUCGUCAUUGGGGAAUCCUGGAAUGUGACGUGAGGGGACAGCACAGCGACACACAAGCCAUGACACAAAGUCAUGGAAACUAAACAACCAAAAGCAAUAUAUGUCUUCCUCAGAUGUAAUGUUAGUUCUGUACUUCAGCGUUGAGUAAAAUCCCAUUAUAAUAUCCUUUAUGGUAGAGAAUGCUGCUUGCUAGGCUACGGGUAACAGCCUUUAUACAUUCUAUGGUAAAGGCAAAGAUGUUGAAAUAAACAUUCACAUUCACACAAUCAGCUUUUCCACAUGCCCCGAUAAUCACAACUUCUCCUUAGCGCCUGCUCCAUUUAUGCAGAUCAGUUUUUGUAACUGUAUUACUUAAUCCACUUUUUGCUUUGGUCUUCAUCAAAAGCCGCUUGCACCACCUGCUGGUGAGCGACUGACAGGAGAUGGAGAUCAUGCCUCUGUGCUCUACUGCUAUUCCUGCAGCCCCCGGAUGUGAAAGGGCGAAUUAUCUGCCGAAUUUUAACCACUGAAUUUGUGGAAGCGAAUUUGGAAAGUGAAAUAAAAUGGACCGAAAUUUGCCUGUCGAAUAUUAUACAUCGUAUUUUUAAACCGAUUGAAUAUUUUGGAAGUGAAUUCUGGAACGUGAAUAUGAAUUAUUGAUUUUUUAAUUAUGAAAAGGUGUGUGAAAUAUUUUAAAUUAAAAUAUUCACAGCUUAAACGAACAACUGUGUUACAUUUCAGGACCUAAAAAUGCAAGCCCUGCAAUAUUGCAAAAUAUGCAAAAGAAGCCUAGGAUUAAACUUUUUUUUUCAAGGAAAUGAUAAAACGGUUUCAAAAAUGUAACCAACAUUAAUGCAAAGAAUGCAUAUCUAACUAAACAUAUGCGUGUUACAAUAGUUUUUUUGUUCCCUCAUUUCAGACGUCUUUAAUUGCACCUUAUAAAAUUAGUUUAUUCAGCGUGAAUCUUCUACAUCGAAUACACAUUUACUCACCCUCUUUUAAGCAACCAUGAAAAACUUUGUUCUCCGGAACCCAUUUUCUUUUCCUUUUGGCGUUAUAUGUUAUUAAAGUAUUUUCCUCUAUUUGGACCUUUACUUUUAGCAUUUUGUUUUAAAAGUGCCAUGUCUCACGUUAACUUAACAUCUGCUUACACUAGUUUGUGGACACAACCCUUGAUGUUUCUGCAGUUAAGAUGCACAAUAAUGACGUACGGAUGUCGCAAGGCAUUACUAAUCAGAAUAAACGGCAUUUUUGUGAGGGCAACAUAUUCGAUUCCCCCAUUCAACAAAACGCAGACUGGUACACCCAACAUGGCCGAACAUUCGGUCGCUCAAUGGCUCAGAACCUGAUUUGACUACUUACGUCUUGAAUACUGUGUCAACAUUCAACAGCUGCGGUUAACACUAAAUAUUCUUACUUUUCUGUGCCCUGAACAACGGCGUUUAAUGACAUACCCAUCGACAAUUGAAAGAGAAAAAUAUGAAUAUGCAAGUAUGACUUUAAGCGCUUUCUCUCUAUAUCGCUAAGUACCUCUAAUGCGCACACUGGACUUUUACACGCGUGGUGUUUGGAGCACGUUCUGGUGUGAGUCCAGAGCAGGUCCAGAGAAAGCGCUGUGUGUUAUCAUCAGUUCCACAGCAGACCGCAUGAAGGCGAUAGAAGGGAAGACUAUGAAGAUAUUUUUGUUGCGAAAACAAAUAACCUUCUGUGACAGUGCAAUUUGGCAAUUUCCCUUUCUUUUACUGUCUAUGGAAUUUCCACACGUGCUGGGAAGGCUGCAAACUUGAAGAUUUUUUUCCUCCUCCACAAACACAGCACAGUUAAGUGUCUCUGUCAGAUGGAGGAGGAGUCCUGUUCAUCAAUGCUGACGUACUUUUAAUAAAUAUGGUGAAAAUCAUAAAUACGCCUUCUGAUUAGUCACUGAAGCUUUUUGAUGAUUUCCUCUCUUCUGUUUAAUAAGGUAAAAGUGUUUGUGAUUGGCUUGUUGUUCGGUGGUUGUGAAGCCUUCUGUCUCUGUCUCUCUUGAAACUUUUAGUUUAGAGUUGAUCAAACAAAGUGUAUGAUCAGUAAAGAUGGAGAACUGUCUAACUCUCAUUUUUUUGUCUUCUGUGAUCAAACUCUCCACAGCUGGAAAUGUGAGGUUGGUGGAUGGUGGUAAUUCCUGUGCUGGUCGGGUGGAGGUUUAUUAUAAUGGAGAAUGGGGAACCGUGUGUGAUGAUUAUUGGGCUUUGACAAACACUGCAGUGGUGUGUAGAGAGCUGGGCUGUGACGAAACUUCAAACAUAAUGCGUGCUGCUCACUUUGGACCAGGAUCAGGAAAAAUCUGGAUGGAUGAUGUGAGAUGUAAUGGAUCUGAGUCCUCAAUAUUUGAUUGUUCAAAAAAAAAAAUGGGUGGCCAUAACUGUGGACAUUAUGAAGAUGUGGGAAUUAUCUGCUCAGGCAUCAGGCUUGUUGGAGGUUCUCGCUGCUCUGGGAGAUUAGAGAUACUUCUUGAUCAGACGUGGAUGUCAGUGUGUGGCUCUGCCUUUGACCAGCAGGAUGCAGAGGUUGUGUGUAGAGAGCUGGACUGUGGGGCUCCUGUACAGGUGCUGGGAGCAGCUGCUUUUGACAAAGGAGACACUCAGAUGUGGACACAAGAGAUUCAGUGCAGAGGAAAUGAGUAUCAGUUUGCUCUUUGUCCAGCAUCACCUUCACAAUUUUGUUCCCAUGAGAACAAUGUGACCGUUGUAUGUGCUGAAACAGUGAGAUUAGUGGGUGCUAACAGUCGCUGUGCUGGUCGAGUGGAGGUUCUUCAUGCUGGUCAGUGGGGAACAGUACAUCAUGUUGGCUGGGAUUUGCCUGAUGCUGCAGUGGUGUGUAAAGAACUUGACUGUGGAGAGGCUUUAACUGCACCAAAGGGUGCUCACUUUGGUGAAGGAUCAGGAAAAGUCUGGAUUUCUGAUUUACAGUGUACAGGAUCAGAGUUUACAUUGACAAACUGUAGAUUCAAUGGAUGGGGAGUAAAAGCUAAUCAUACUGAAGAUGCUGGAGUCAUCUGCUCUGAUUUGUCAGUGUCCAUUACUCCUGCCUCAACAACAUCAGCUUCUCCUCCAGCAGCGUCUCUCUCGGUCCCCCCAGUGCUUGUGAUUGUUCUGGGAGUUGUGCUCUUACUGCUCUUAGUGCCACUGCUUAUACUGAUUCAGCAGAACAGAGUGAUGAGGAGAGCUCUCUCUAAGAGGAGACACAGGACGAUGUCUGAGACCGUUUAUGAGGAGAUUCAGCACAGACACAAUCACUUCACUCAGAGGGGGAGGCUCAUCUCUGAAGAACUGCAUUCUGGGUAUGAAGAGGCUGAUGAGCUUUUCCAAGUGGGCACACUAGAUCAAUAUGAUGAUGUCAUCAUUAUUGGACAGAACUUUCAAGGUGUAAUGAAGGGAUAUCAGGAGGAGUAUGAUGAUGUGAAGAACAGCACUGGAGAUGACAGAAACCGGUUAGGAAGUCUCAUCUCUGAGGCACUGCAUUCUGGGUAUGAAGAUGCUGAUGAGCUUAUCUCAGAAGAGAUUAAGCAAAUCACACCGGGAUACUAUGAUGAUGUCAUCACUGAUGGACUGAAACCAGAUCGUGAGACAGAGGACAGACAUGAAAGCUAUGAUGAUGUCAUGACGAGUGAACAGAACUCUGAUAUUAAAAAAGAGGGUGAUCCGGAGUAUGAUGAUGUGAAGAACAGCAAUGAAGAUGAGAGAAACCGGUUAGACUAUGAUGAUGUGGGGGAGGAGUCACACAAAGGAGGAGGGGCUAUAUGACUCAAUGGCUGCGCCCUCUCCCAUUGUCAUUAAAUCAUGUUACAGUUACUGUAGCUGCUUGGGGUUUCUCAUAUUGCUACUAAUGCAUCAAUGCCUUAUGUGUUUAUGUCAUUUUAAAUAUUUUAGUAUGAAAAGUUAAAUAUUUGUAUUUUAGCAUUUGGUCUAUUAUUACUAUUUUGGUAUCAAUGCUUUUCACCCUAAUAAACAAAUUAUAUCAUUCAAACAUCAUGUCACAAAAAUACUUUUAAAAGAGUGGUUAAAGAAUAGAAGAAAUUUAUGCUAUGAAUGUUUAAGAAAGUAUUUUUAUACACU